AUGCAGCAGCCCAACUACCCGCCGCGUGGCUACGCCGGCCACGGUCCACCCCAGCAGCAGCAUCCAGCGCCCCGCAGUGCCGGUAGCGGUCACGCACCGCAUCCAGCCGGUUUUGGCGGCACGAUGCCAAUGAACCCGCAGCACGUGCAACAGCUGCCGCCGUCUCCAUCCGCAGGAACAUACUCUGGACCUCGAAGCUUUUCCGGUGUCCAGCAGCCUCUAGCUCCGCACUCGGAUGUUGGACAGCACCCGAAUGUUCUUAAUGCAUUAGGGACUCAGCAACAAGUUGGAGCUCUACCGCCCCAAGGAUCUCAAGCAUCUUAUCGACCAGGGCAACACUUUGGUGUAGCUGGUUCUGGGGGUCCCUCAUCGGCUGGAGCAAACACUGGACUGGUGCGAGGUCCUCCUGGAGGAAUACCAGGUCACAGCGGGUUCCCAGGCCAGAGCCCAUUGGUACAUGGAACAGCUCAAAACACUCUACCAUCUGCAGCAGGAGGACCGGUUUCUUUCCAGUCAGGUGGUCGUCCUGGCCCUGCGCCGCAGUUUGGUGGACAGCAGCAAGGUCUGCAACCAGCGCAGUACAAUGGGCAACAACAGGGACCGCCGCCCCCGCAAUUUAGUGGACAACAACAGGGACUGCCGCCCACGCAGUUUAGUGGACAACAACAGGUACCACCACCCCCGAAGUUUACCGGACAACAGCCGGGUCCACCGCCUCCUCAGGGGGGAGCAGCUCCAUACUUACAGCCAAAUCGCAAUGCUGGACCGUAUCCUGCACCUCCUACUCCUGGUAUUGCUGCUCCACCAUACCGUGCACCGGGAGCCCCAGGAGCGUACGACCAGCCUCAACAAGGAGGGUACGCUCCACAGCAGCAACAUUCGCAGGCUUCUCAGGCCUCGAAGCAGCGUAUCGAUCCGACUCAGAUACCACGACCAAUAGUCUCGCCAGAGCGCGUGCAAUACAUUGCCCGCGGACACACAGUGACUAUGCCGCCCCCGGCGUCGAGUGACUACGUUUGUGUUGACGAAGGGUGCUGUAGCCCACGCUUCAUUCGACCAACGCUUAAUCACGUUCCUACUACGUCAGAGUUGCUGAAACAAUGUGGUUUACCGCUGGCUGCGGUCAUCUGUCCGCUCGCUGAUUUACACGAGGACGAGCUACCGAUCCCGUUGGUGGACUUUGGUCCAAGUGGCCCGCUGCGAUGCACACGUUGUGCUGCUUAUGUAAACUCGUUUACGAAGUUUAUCCAAGGUGGUCGCAAGUUUGUGUGCAACAUCUGUCAGCUGAACAAUGAGACUCCUCGUGACUACUAUUGCAGCGUGGACCAGUACGGCAACCGACGCGAUAAUCAAGAGCGCGCAGAACUGUCGCGUGGCUCAGUGGAAUAUGUCGUGCCUGCCGCCUAUACCAUUCGUCCGCCACAAGAGCCUAUUCUGGUGUUUGUUCUCGACGUAUCACUCUUUUCGUUCCAGACGGGUCUCGCUACCAGCGCAUUGCAAACGAUCCAGUAUUUACUUCCGUCGAUGGCGCAAAACAGGCGCAAGAAAGUGGGCAUUGUCACUUUUGACACGGCUGUGCAUUACUACCGUGUCAACAGCAGCUCGUCCUCUAUCUCAAUGUGCGUUUGCCCGGACAUCGAUGAUCCGGUGGCGCCGCUGCCUCCUAGUAGCUGGCUUGUAUCUAUGGAUGACCCGACCGCUGCGGAUAAGAUUAUGGAGAUAUCUGAUGUCAUCACGCGCUCAUUCGAAAACGCAACAACGAAUCAGGCAGUCUCGGGCUCUGCACUCUGGAGCGUAGCUGACGCGCUGUCGGUAUCAGGUGGCCGAGCAGUGCUACUUCAUGCCGGUGCGCCUCGCAUGGGAAUAGGCAGUGUAAAGCGCGAAGAAGUGGGCGGUGCCUACGGUACCACAAAGGAGGUGGAUUUGUAUACUCCUGAGAAGAACAAUGCGUACGAGGCGUUAGCGCGCAAGUGCGCAGAAAGCCAUAUCUGUGUGGACGUGUUCUCAGUCGCCAACACGUUCGCGUCACUCGCUGAUGUUGGUCGCGUGUGUGAAUUGACUGGUGGUCGUGUCCAAUACAUGCCUCACUUUGAAAAAGAGCAAUCAAGUAAUCAUCAUCAUCUUGCCGGCAUGAUGCAGCGGCUCGUGGAUCGCGACUGCGGCUACGAAGCUGUGCUUAAGGUGCGCUGCAGCGCUGGGCUCCGUGUGGAACAUUCUUAUGGUAAUUUUUUCAAUGCGCGUGGCAAUGCGUUUACCUCGGAUGAGAUGGAGUUUGCUGUGAUUGACCAAGACCGUUCGAUGUGUGUAACUUUCGCGUACGACGAGUCACUGGCUGAGGGCACAGACGCACACAUCCAGGCAGCACUACUGUACACACGGGGCGACGGCUUGCGCUGCGUGCGUGUGCACAACCUCGCGCUGCAGGUGGAGCCGUUGCUGUCUAAUGUGUUCCGCUUUGCUGACCUGGACGCAACUUGCUCUGUGUGGCAACGCUCGGCAGCACGUCAGUUUGUGGACAAGCAACUUAUGCGCACGACGCCGAUGGCCGUGAAGGAGUCAUUUGUGGACCAGUGUGUGACAGUGUUGUUCAACUAUCGCAAGCACUGCGCCUCGUCUUCAUCUUCAGGGCAGCUCAUUUUACCUGAAUCUCUUAAGCUGUUGCCUUUGUACACUCUGGCAACUCUCAAGAGUCGUGCAUUGAGAGGUAACCUUGUGGGUAACCCUCCGCGCGGGUUUAUCGAUGUGCGUGCGGAUGAGCGAGUGAUGAUGAUGGGACUACUUAAUAGUCUACCGGUGGAGUUCUGCGUAUCGGCGGUGUACCCCAAACUAUAUAGCGUACACGAUUUAGCGGAUGAUUGCUGCACAUUGGACGAAGAUGGCAAGUUUAUUCUUCCCCCGCAACUCCCGCCCACAGCAGAGAAGCUGGUCGAAGAGGGCAUAUUCCUGUUGCACUCGGCCAUGUGCUGCUACAUUUACAUCGGUCCGAAGGUCUCUCCUGAUUUGUUGAUCGAACUCUUCGGUGUGGAUCAUGCUGAUACGGCUGAACAGACACUGGAUCUGUUCGAGACUGUGGCUGACGGGCCCUUGGAGGGCAACGGCGAUGGUACGAGUGCUCGUGAGCGACUGCGCUCGCUGGUAGAGUACUUGAACUCGACCAUCCCGAUCUCUCAGCCCUUAGAGAUCUUGAGCAAGAACGACUGGCGAGCUAAUCGCUUCAUGAGCACGCUUGUAGAGGAUCGCACACGCAACGACGUCUCAUACGUUGAGUUUCUGGUCCAAGUGCACAAGAAGAUUCAGUACAAGUUUCACUAG
This is a messenger RNA of Peronospora matthiolae, 3312 nucleotides long. NCBI's taxonomy places the organism in Eukaryota, Oomycota, Peronosporomycetes, Peronosporales, Peronosporaceae. The record is from the annotation of a GenBank genome assembly.